Protopolystoma xenopodis is the source of this 723-nucleotide messenger RNA. The record is from the annotation of a GenBank genome assembly. Lineage: Eukaryota; Metazoa; Platyhelminthes; Monogenea; Polystomatidea; Polystomatidae.
GCUGCCGAAGAUGUCACAGAUCCUGACGAGUCUUUGGCCUCCUUUGAGCUCGAUCCCGAUGAUGAACGUCUCAAUCGCAGCCGCAGCCAAAGCUAUGCCAGCAGCUGCGGCAGCGGAUGUCCGUUCAGCCUGUGCUGUGGUUGCAGCCGUUGUAUCAGUGGUAGCACCAGCACUAGUACCAGCGCCAGUGUAGGCCAAUCCGAUUCUGGUGGUGUCAGGGGCUUUACUUCGUCCUCUUCCUGUUCUGGUGCCUCUCUGAACCUGUUGCAGAGACGCUCCGACUCGAUUGCGGCCAGUCUACCACCUCGGCCACCUGCCACUUCGAGCGGCAGUUCAGUUGGGGUCGGAGUCACUGCGACUGCCGAGGCUUCGGUAGCUCUCACGACGCACGGAGUUGCCACCCUAUUGACCGAGGUUCUGAUGGCGGCCGCCUCAGAACGAACCAGUCCAGACACGCCGCGCUGCCUGGACACUGACGCUGGGGGCUCCACCAGACCUGACUCGUCUCGACCUCCAAUCUGUAGAUCUGUCUCGGCCUCUUUAUCCGCCAGAGCCUCACCAUCGCACUCUUUGCCCACUUGGUUGGCGUCUCCAGCCUUGAACACAAUGUCGGCUCGUUCUGCUUCUCUCGUCCCCGUGUCCGGGGCCUCAGCAUUGUCUGCUGAAGUUUCGACUACACCACCCGAGACUGACCCCUUGGAGGCUUUCAAAAUAGCCUCCUGA